Molecule: messenger RNA, 927 nt
Organism: Calliphora vicina (urban bluebottle blowfly)
Lineage: Eukaryota; Metazoa; Arthropoda; Insecta; Diptera; Calliphoridae
Product: cuticle protein 16.5-like
Exons: 4
Coding region: 1-927 (308 amino acids)
Source: RefSeq, a predicted model, not a curated record
AUGUCCAGCACUACGUUAAAGAGUAACGGCGACAAGAUGCAGCCUUGUCGUACACCAGCUUUAACAGAAACCUUAUCGCUAACUGAGUUCCGAUACGCCUUUGCAUGUGAGUGCUUUCCAAAUGGUAGUGUGGACAAGUGUGUUGACAGCUUUUUUAAAGUCGAUGAAGACCAGAUUCUGUUUGCCUUAAUUGCUGCUGCUGCCGCACGUCCUGGUGGCUUAUAUGGUGGCUUAGGUCAUGGAGGUUAUGGUGGCUAUGGAGGCAUUAGUUAUGCCGCUCCAGCUGUAAGUUAUGCCGCCCCAGCUGUGAGUUAUGCAGCACCUGCUGUCAGCUAUAAAGUAGCAGCAGCCCCUGCUAUUUCCUAUGCUGCUCCUGCUGUUUCCUAUGCCGCUCCUGCUGUUUCCUAUGCAGCUCCUGCUGUUUCCUAUGCGGCUCCUGCUAUUUCCUAUGCUGCUGCCGCUCCUGUUGUUAAGGCUGUGGCUGCUGCUCCUGCUAUUUCUUAUGCUGCCCCAGCCAUUUCCUAUGCUGCCCCUGCUCCAGCUAUAGUUAAGGCUGUAGCCGCUCCUCAGGCCACCAGUUAUGCUUCCUUCAGCACUAUUGUAAACCAUGCACCCGCUGUGAAAGCUGUAGCCGUAGCAGCACCCGCCAUUUCUUAUGCUGCACCUGCCAUUAAAGUAGCUGCUGCUCCAGCCAUUUCAUAUGCUGCUCCAUCAAUUUCAUAUGCUGCUGCUCCUUCCUAUUCUUAUGCAGCUCCCGCCAUCUCCUAUGCUGCGCCCGCUGUUAAGGUAGCUGCUGCACCAGCCAUUUCCUAUGCUGCUGCUCCUGCCAUUUCCUAUGCCGCUGCACCCGCCAUCUCAGUAGGGUAUGGCCACGGCAUUGGUUAUGGUCAUGGUUUCGGCUAUGGUGGUGGUCAUGGUUACCAUUAA